Messenger RNA from Oryzias melastigma (Indian medaka), 3735 nucleotides. It is a transcript of the gene acsl4a, whose product is annotated as acyl-CoA synthetase long chain family member 4a. The record is from RefSeq and is a predicted model, not a curated record. Lineage: Eukaryota; Metazoa; Chordata; Actinopteri; Beloniformes; Adrianichthyidae. Gene Ontology annotation, cellular component: endoplasmic reticulum; lipid droplet; plasma membrane. The transcript is spliced from 15 exons. Gene Ontology annotation, biological process: neuron differentiation; long-chain fatty-acyl-CoA metabolic process; long-chain fatty acid metabolic process. Gene Ontology annotation, molecular function: arachidonate-CoA ligase activity. Bases 267 to 2405 code for a protein of 712 amino acids.
UCCGCUUCGGAUUCCUAUUGGUCGAGAAACAUAGAGUGAGAUGACGUAUGUUCCGUGUUUCUGGGUCCCGCUGAAAAGGUAACUUUCGGUCACUUCUGGGUUCAGACAUGACUGACUGGGUUUUCGGCUGCUGAGGCUCAUCGCGGUGACAAGACCAAAUUCUUUCAUAAUACACCUGCCAACUCCUGACAGCUGUUCACUUACUUUUUUAAAUAUAAAAAAAAGCCGUUCAACAAUCAAGACUCUUUCGACCACCGCACACCAAAAUGGGUAUCCAGUCAAACUCUGCCCUCCAAUCUAUCCUGCUCUUUCCAAUCCACCUUCUGAUUUGGAUGUACUCAAUCCUCUCCUUCCUUCCUUGGUACUUCGUCACUGGAGUUCGCCAAAGAAAAUCUCUUUCCAGGCGAAUUAAGGCCCGCGCUCUGACAGGCCAACCAGAGGGACCGUACCGAUCCGUCGACCACUUUGAUUCUCUGGCCGUGGAGGAUUACCCAGGGAAGGACACCCUGGAUAAGUUGUUCAGGCACGCUGUUCAACGAUUUGGACCCGAUCCUUGUCUCGGGACUAGAGAGAUCCUGAACGAGGAGAAUGAGGUCCAGCCCAACGGUAAAGUUUUUAAAAAGCUGAUCUUAGGGGAGUACACAUGGUUAUCCUACAAUGAAGUGGAAGCUAUAAUAAAUGAGUUUGGUAGUGGAUUGGCAGCACUGGGCCAGCAGCCAAAAAGCACCAUCGCCAUCUUCUGUGAAACCAGAGCGGAGUGGAUGAUCACUGCUCAGGCCUGCUUCAGGCACAAUUUCCCACUGGUGACUUUUUAUGCAACUUUAGGAGAGGAGGCGAUUGCAUAUGGGCUAAACGAAACAGGAGUUACACAUCUGGUUACCAGCAUGGAACUGCUGGAGUCUAAACUAAAAAAUGUGCUGCCACAGAUCCCCUCUUUAAAACAUGUGAUCUACGUGGAUGAGAAGAAGUUCAAAGCAGAAGGCUAUCCUGAAACGAUCUCCAUCCACAGCAUGCAGGCCGUCCAGGAGCAGGGCAAGCUGCCGGAGAACAUGAAUAAGCCGAUUCAGACCCCUGAAGCCUCCGAUCUGGCUGUGGUGAUGUACACCAGUGGUUCUACCGGCAGGCCCAAAGGAGUCAUGAUCGUUCACAGUAACCUCAUCGCAGGAAUGACAGGCCAGUGUGAACGCAUCCCAGAUCUUGGACCUAAAGAUACGUACAUUGCCUAUCUGCCGCUGGCUCACGUCCUCGAAAUGACGGCAGAAAUCUCCUGCGUUACAUACGGCUGCCGCAUCGGAUAUUCAUCUCCUCAGACUCUGUCAGAUCAGUCCACUAGAAUAAAGAAAGGGAGUAAAGGAGACUGCUCUGUUCUCAAACCCACACUGAUGGCAGCUGUUCCUGAAAUAAUGGAUCGCAUCAACAAGAACGUGAUGAGCAAAGUGCAGGAAAUGAGUUACGUCCAACGGACGCUGUUUACGCUGGGAUACAAAUAUAAACUGGAACAGGUUAAGAAGGGCUAUGACGCACCUCUCUGCAACUUCUUUUUAUUCCGAAAAGUGAAGAAGCUGCUGGGUGGGAAUGUGAGGAUGAUGCUGUCGGGGGGAGCGCCCCUGUCCUCGGCCACGCAGAGGUUUAUGAACGUGUGCUUCUGUUGUCCCGUGGGCCAAGGCUACGGCCUGACUGAAACCUGCGGCGCUGGCACCAUCACAGAAGUUGCAGACAUCAGCACGGGUCGCGUUGGAGCUCCUCUGGUUUGCUGUGAGAUCCGCCUCAGGGACUGGGCCGAGGGUGGGUACACCACAAAAGAUACGCCAAACCCGAGAGGAGAGAUUCUUAUAGGCGGACCCAAUGUGACCAUGGGUUACUUUAAACACGACGGGAACGAUAACGACUUUUUCGAGGAUGACAAGGGUCAGCGGUGGUUCUGCACCGGAGAUAUCGGAGAGUUUCACCCUGAUGGCUGUCUGCAGAUAGUGGACCGCAAGAAAGAUUUGGUGAAACUGCAGGCCGGGGAGUACGUCUCUCUUGGUAAAGUGGAAGCUGCUCUGAAAACCUGCCCUCUGGUCGACAACAUCUGCGCAUACGCAAACAGUGAACAGAACUACGUCAUCAGCUUUGUGGUUCCGAACCAGAAGAAACUGACCGACAUGGCCAAGCAGAAAGGAAUCGAGGGAACGUUGGAGGAGCUCUGCGUUCACCCCGACAUGGAAAAGGAGGUUCUGAAGGAGAUUACGGAUGCCGCACACAAAAUUAAACUCCAGCGAUUUGAGAUUCCAGUGAAGGUCCAUCUGAGUCCAGAGCCGUGGACCCCCGAAACGGGUCUGGUGACGGACGCGUUCAAGCUGAAGAGAAAGGAGCUGAAGAACCACUACUCUGACCACAUAGAGAGGAUGUAUGGAGGGAAAUAGGUCGACUUUUUCAACAUCAUCACCACUGUUUUACAAAUAAUUAGCCUGGCUUUUCCUGAUGGAAUUUUGACACCGUUCAAUACCGGUGGAAAGCCACGACCAAUCAGAGCUAUAAAACACACAAUCGGUACUAACACUUCAUCUCCCUCUGCUUCAUCAGCAGCAGCCAUUCUGGUUGUUUACCCAAGUGCCUCAGCGGUGCUCCUCUGUACAAACAAGUCCAAUUAAAGUAGAUUAGUUGUGACUGUUUAGUGCCAGUCAGAUAUAAGAGGAAGCAAGAGAUUUAUGUUUAUUUAUUUUGCUCUUUUUUUGUUGUUUCUACACUUAAGCUGUUCUGGCUUUCAGGCCAGUAAACAAUGACUCUUACUGGACUUAAACCUAACCAUACUCCAAAUAAUUUGUCUGAAGCUGUAGAUAGCUGUAAAAACAAAACAAAGUCUGCUUCUUUUUUCCUUCUCUCUUUUAAAUAUUGUGUCUAAUUUGUGACUGUAAUAGAUGCACUGGAGUGACAAAUGUUUCCAGGAGUUCAGCUACAGCACUCGACUGCCAUUCACCAUAAACCUGUCUGCACUCUGCACCAGACUGCCACAAAGUUGAUGAUUUUUUUUUUCUGUGGCGUUACAAGAACAUUAACAAAGGUCAAUAUCAAAGAGGCUUACUCUUUAGUGAAACUGGAGUACUGAUGUUACUGUGCCUUCAGUCUUACAGUACUUGCAUAGUAAAGUGGUUCUAGACUUCUAAAUGGCUUCAUAGCCGUGUUUACACGAGAGGAAAAAUGAUACCCACCCAAAGAUAGACGAGUUAUUACAAACACAUUUCACUUUAUCCACUGGUUUCAUUUUUUUUAUUUUUUUGCCAGUUGUAUUUAAUUUAUACUUCUGUUGGUGUAUUGAAUUAGGAGGUGACCAAAAAGGAUGAACAAGUCUGUCUCAGGAAGAUGCGCAUUCUUCAAAAAUGUGAAGGAAGGAUUUGCUUGUUGGUGAUGCAUUUCAAGAUUCUUGAGGGCACAUUAUUUAUUUAGGAAAAGCAACGCUGAACUGCCCACAGGCUUAGCAGCCGUAGUUCCAGCUGGAUUACUGUAAUGCUGUGCAUAUUGUACCUCGGGUAAAAGCAACGUCCGGUUUAGGAUCAGGAGGUUCUGAAUGUGUUCAAUAUCAUAGAAGAGUUUUCUGUGGAUUUUUUUUCCAAGUACCUUUUUUUUUUGUUGUUGUUAAAUUUAAGACCGUGACAGCUGCUUUCAUGUUGUCUGGAAAUUGUAUUUAUUUUCACGUCCUUAUGGUCACAUGCUCUGUCCAGGUUCAAAGAAUAAAGAUCUUUUCAUAGGAAUGUU